CGACGGGUCCGCGCAGUGCCGCUCUCUGGGCGGAGUGGGAAGGCGGCUGGAGGACGUGCAGCGGGCCCACUUCGGCCGUGUCUCCGGCCGGGUUUCGCUCGGCGGGCUAGUGUGCGCUCGGCCCAGCACCAUGGGGAAGAGGGACAAUCGGGUGGCCUAUAUGAACCCAAUAGCAAUGGCAAGAUCAAGGGGUCCAAUCCAGUCUUCAGGGCCAACAAUACAGGAUUAUCUGAACCGACCAAGGCCUACCUGGGAAGAAGUAAAAGAGCAACUAGAAAAGAAAAAGAAAGGCUCCAAGGCUUUGGCUGAAUUUGAAGAAAAAAUGAAUGAGAACUGGAAGAAAGAACUAGAAAAACACAGGGAGAAAUUGUUAAGUGGAAGUGAGAGCUCAUCCAAAAAAAGACAGAGAAAGAAAAAAGAAAAGAAGAAAUCUGGUAGGUAUUCAUCUUCUUCUUCAUCAAGCUCUGAUUCUUCCAGCAGUUCUUCUGAUUCUGAAGAUGAGGAUAAAAAACAAGGAAAACGGAGAAAGAAGAAGAAGAACCGUUCACAUAAAUCUUCUGAAAGCUCCUUGUCUGAAACUGAAUCAGACAGUAAGGAUAGUUUAAAAAAGAAAAAGAAGUCAAAAGAUGCAACUGAGAAAGAAAAGGACAUUAAAGGACUUGGUAAAAAGAGAAAGAUGUAUUCUGAAGAUAAACCUUUAUCAUCUGAGUCCUUGUCAGAAUCAGAGUAUAUUGAGGAGGUACGAGCCAAAAAGAAGAAAAGCAGUGAAGAACGAGAAAAAGCAACAGAAAAAACAAAAAAGAAAAAGAAGCAUAAGAAACACAGUAAGAAGAAGAAAAAGAAGGCUGCUAGUUCAAGUCCUGACUCACCAUAACAUUAAGAAAAACCAGGAUUCUCUUAUAAAGAAAGUGCAAUGUCUGAGGAGAUUUCAACUGUGAAACCUACAACAUAUUUACUAAAAUGCAUGAAUUUUCUUGUUUUUAGAAUUAUUCCUGACUGUUCAGUAGCCACUCAGAUGCCACUGUGUGGAAGGGCCAUACAUGUUGCCUGCUGCUUGAACAUCUAUUUCUUUCAGUGCUUGAUAACUCUGGGAGAUAAUACACUGCAGUCGUACUAGUGGUUAAGAUAUUUGGGAAUAAAAUUAAUACUCUUGACUAGAAGUGUCUAAGGAUAAAGCAACAGAAAUUGAAUCUGGAUACACCUUUAAGAUGUAAUCAGAAAUGACCAGAUGACUCUAGUUAAAAUUUUUGAAGGAGGGAUUACAUUAAUAUUUCAGAACCCUUACUCUGUAGAUAAGUAUAUUUUAGUUUUUUUCCCCUCGUAUAAUUUUAUUUACCUGGGGAAGGAGCAUUUAGGGUUGAGGGGGGUGGUUUGCUAUCUCUUUAACUAGCAGAGUAGUGUGCCUUUGAUCUUCACACAUCCUGUAUUGUGGACACAGUAGCCAUGCUUCACUGGGAGGUCAGAGCUGGCUACCAGCAGUCUUGCCCUUUACUGAGCUUAAUGUCAUCCUUGGAUGCUGUCAUAUGCUGCUUUGAGUGAACCAGAGAAACAGCCAUUUGCAGCAUGAGAAAGCCCCAAAAGCUCUGGGAUUUACCUCCACUUCAAUAAUAAUGAAUAUUUUUUAGCAUUAGAAUGUGUUAUGUCAUUUGAAUUAAUUUUGAUUAUACUUUGGCUUGGGAGAGGAAUUAUUUUAAAUAGACACUGGUACUUUUUGAACUUGAUAGCUAAAGAUUCUAAAAUGCAUGUUUUAUACUAAGUUUUAACCAGUCAGGAAAAUUUUAUGUAACCAGUGAUAGUUUAUUUUUUGUAUGAAUUUUGUUUAGGCUGCAAUAUUUAGCUUUUGUUAACUCCUCACUCUUGCUGUCUUAAGUUCAUUACUAUGCUUAAUGGCCUACUUGCCAAGAUAUUUAGCAUGUAAAAAGCAGGGUUUUGAUUUAAAAAAAAAAAAAAAAAAAGCUUCAUAUUGAAGCUGAGACUUACCUUACCAUAAACAAGUUGAGUGGCAAGCCUGGUAUGCUGUGUCUUAUUGCCAGAAUCUUAGUAAAUGUAACGUUUUAAAAGUUUGUUGUCUUUGUAUAUUAAUAACAAGUUAUGACAAGUUGAAUUUAAAUAAGAGUUACAUUAUUGCUCUUCCUGUGUCAUAUUUUACUAAGAUUUUGUGCCUCAUAUCUACUGCUGAAUUGUUUACUAGGAAUGUUAAACGGAAUUGAUAAUUCAUUUUCAUUUUUGUAUAAUCAGGUAACAUGAAAUACAACUUGAUGUACAAUUUUGCCUAUUACAAAAGGCGUGCUAAUUAUAGUGGCAUAUGCACAGAACAUGUUGGCAUGACAACAGGCUGAAUAAAUAGCUAUUUUACUUAAAAA
Molecule: messenger RNA, 2363 nt
Organism: Sapajus apella (tufted capuchin)
Lineage: Eukaryota; Metazoa; Chordata; Mammalia; Primates; Cebidae
Gene: FAM133B
Product: family with sequence similarity 133 member B
Exons: 11
Coding region: 131-874 (247 amino acids)
Source: RefSeq, a predicted model, not a curated record